AUGUCGGAGAAAUACGAAGGGGACGUGACCUUGGAAGAGAGCGGCGAGGAGAAGCAGGAUUCCCAAGAGAAGGAAGUGGUUACACCAGAAAAAGCAGAAGAGCAAAAACUGAAGGCCAAAUAUCCCAAUCUAGGGCAGAAGCCAGGAGGAUCGGACUUCCUCAUGAAGAGGCUUCAGAAAGGGCAAAAGUACUUUGAUUCCGGAGACUACAACAUGGCAAAGGCCAAGAUGAAGAACAAGCAGCUGCCAUGCGCUGGGCCGGAUAAAAACCUAGUCACUGGUGAUCAUAUUCCAACGCCGCAGGACCUUCCACAGAGGAAGUCAUCACUCGUUACCAGCAAACUAGCCGGGUAG
Molecule: messenger RNA, 354 nt
Organism: Staurois parvus
Lineage: Eukaryota; Metazoa; Chordata; Amphibia; Anura; Ranidae
Source: the annotation of a GenBank genome assembly